This is a messenger RNA of Anopheles coustani, 5940 nucleotides long. Its product is annotated as pneumococcal serine-rich repeat protein-like. NCBI's taxonomy places the organism in Eukaryota, Metazoa, Arthropoda, Insecta, Diptera, Culicidae. The record is from RefSeq and is a predicted model, not a curated record. The transcript has 11 exons. Bases 1 to 5940 code for a protein of 1979 amino acids.
AUGAGUGCAAGUGUUACAGGAGCGCUAGGAUUAUCGGAUGUCACAAUCACCAUAGCAGACACGGUCUUUCCAAGGUUUCGCGGAGGUGCUGAGGUUUUUGCAUACUGUAAAUUGUUAACACCAACAACGUCUUCUCCAUCCACGCCUACGGAUUCAACUACGGCAACAUCAUCAUCGUCAUCGAGCUCGGAUACUACAGCAUCAUCAUCAUCGAGUUCAGCGACUACGGCAUCAUCAUCGUCAAGUUCGGCUACUACAGCAUCAUCGUCAUCGAGUUCAGCUACUACGGCAUCAUCAUCAUCAUCAAGUUCGGCUACUACAGCAUCUUCUUCAUCGAGCUCGGAUACUACGGCAUCAUCAUCGUCAAGUUCGGCUACUACAGCGUCAUCGUCUUCGAGUUCAGCUUCUACAGCAUCAUCAUCGUCAAGUUCUGCUACUACAGCAUCAUCAUCAUCAAGUGAAGCUACUACGUCAUCUUCUUCAUCGAGCUCGGCUACGGCAUCAUCAUCGUCAAGUUCGGCUACUACAGCAUCAUCGUCAUCGAGUUCAGCUACUACGGCAUCAUCAUCAUCAUCAAGUUCGGCUACUACAGCAUCUUCUUCAUCGAGCUCGGAUACUACGGCAUCAUCAUCGUCAAGUUCGGCUACUACAGCGUCAUCGUCUUCGAGUUCAGCUUCUACAGCAUCAUCAUCGUCAAGUUCUGCUACUACAGCAUCAUCAUCAUCAAGUGAAGCUACUACGGCAUCUUCUUCAUCGAGCUCGGCAACGGCAUCAUCAUCGUCAAGUUCGGCUACUACAGCGUCAUCGUCAUCUAGUUCGGCUACUACGGCAUCAUCAUCAUCAACUUCUACAGCAUCAUCAUCGUCAAGUUCUGCUACUACAGCAUCAUCAUCAUCAAGUGAAGCUACUACGGCAUCUUCUUCAUCGAGCUCGGCUACGGCAUCAUCAUCGUCAAGUUCGUUCGGCUACUACAGCAUCAUCGUCAUCGAGCUCAGCUACUACGGCAUCAUCAUCAUCGAGCUCGGCUACUACGGCGUCAUCCUCGUCAAGUUCGGCUACUACAGCAUCAUCGUCAUCGAGCUCAGCUACUACGGCAUCAUCAUCAUCAAGUUCUGCUACUACAGCAUCAUCGUCAUCGAGCUCAGCUACUACGGCAUCAUCGUCAUCGACAUCAUCGUCAUCGAGCUCAGCUACUACGGCAUCAUCAUCAUCGAGCUCGGCUACUACGGCGUCAUCCUCGUCAAGUUCGGCUACUACAGCAUCAUCGUCAUCGAGCUCAGCUACUACGGCAUCAUCAUCAUCGAGCUCGGCUACUACGGCGUCAUCCUCGUCAAGUUCGGCUACUACAGCAUCAUCGUCAUCGAGCUCAGCUACUACGGCAUCAUCAUCAUCAAUUCGGCUACUACAGCGUCAUCGUCUUCGAGUUCAGCUUCUACAGCAUCAUCAUCGUCAAGUUCUGCUACUACAGCAUCAUCAUCAUCAAGUGAAGCUACUACGGCAUCUUCUUCAUCGAGCUCGGCUACGGCAUCAUCAUCGUCAAGUUCGGCUACUACAGCAUCAUCGUCAUCUAGUUCGGCUACUACGGCAUCAUCCUCAUCAAGUUCGGCUACUACAGCAUCAUCGUCAUCGAGCUCAGCUACUACGGCAUCAUCAUCAUCGAGCUCGGCUACUACGGCGUCAUCCUCGUCAAGUUCGGCUACUACAGCAUCAUCGUCAUCGAGCUCAGCUACUACGGCAUCAUCAUCAUCAAGUUCUGCUACUACAGCAUCAUCGUCAUCGAGCUCAGCUACUACGGCAUCAUCGUCAUCGAGUUCGGCUACUACGGCAUCAUCAUCAUCAAUAUCAUCUAGUGCUGCGACUACGACUUCUACUUCAUCAACGUCAUCAAGUGCUGCGACUACGGCCUCUAAUCCUUCAACGGAAUCGACUACAGCAGCUUCGUCAUCAAGUGCUGCUACUACGGCCUCUUCUUCCUCGACGACAGCGACUACAGCAUCAUCGUCAUCUAGCGCUGCCACUACGGCCUCUUCUUCCUCGACGGAAUCGACUACAGCAUCAUCGUCAUCUAGUGCUGCCACUACGGCUUCAACUUCCUCGACUGAAUCGACUACAGUAUCAUCGUCAUCAAGUGCUGCGACUACAGCCUCUUCUUCCUCGACGGAAUCGACUACAGCAUCAUCGUCAUCAAGUGCUGCGACUACGGCCUCCUCUUCCUCGACGGCUUCGACAGCAUCAUCGUCAUCAAGUGCUGCGACUACGGCCUCUUCUUCCUCGACGGCUGCGACUACAGCAUCAUCGUCAUCUAGCGCUGCCACUACGGCCUCUUCUUCCUCGACGGAAUCGACUACAGCAUCAUCGUCAUCUAGUGCUGCCACUACGGCUUCAACUUCCUCGACUGAAUCGACUACAGCAUCAUCGUCAUCAAGUGCUGCUACUACAGCCUCUUCUUCCUCGACGGAAUCGACUACAGCAUCAUCGUCAUCAAGUGCUGCGACUACAGCCUCUUCUUCCUCGACGGAAUCGACUACAGUAUCAUCGUCAUCAAGUGCUGCGACUACAGCUUCAUCUUCCUCGACGGAAUCGACUGCGACUACAGCCUCUUCUUCCUCGACGGCUGCGACUACAGCAUCAUCGUCAUCUAGUGCUGCCACUACGGCUUCAACUUCCUCGACUGAAUCGACUACAGCAUCAUCGUCAUCAAGUGCUGCUACUACAGCCUCUUCUUCCUCGACGGAAUCGACUACAGCAUCAUCGUCAUCAAGUGCUGCUACUACAGCCUCUUCUUCAAGUGCAGCGACUACGGCCUCUUCUUCCUCGACGGAAUCGACUACAGCAUCAUCGUCAUCUAGUGCUGCCACUACGGCCUCUUCUUCCUCGACGGAAUCGACUACAGCAUCAUCGUCAUCAAGUGCUGCGACUACAGCCUCUUCUUCCUCGACAGAAUCGACUACAGCAUCAUCGUCAUCAAGUGCUGCGACUACAGCCUCUUCUUCCUCGACGGAAUCGACUACAGUAUCAUCGUCAUCAAGUGCUGCGACUACAGCUUCAUCUUCCUCGACGGAAUCGACUGCGACUACAGCCUCUUCUUCCUCGACGGCUGCGACUACAGCAUCAUCGUCAUCUAGUGCUGCCAAUACGGCUUCAACUUCCUCGACUGAAUCGACUACAGCAUCAUCGUCAUCAAGUGCUGCUACUACAGCCUCUUCUUCCUCGACGGAAUCGACUACAGCAUCAUCGUCAUCAAGUGCAGCGACUUCGGCCUCUUCUUCCUCGACGGAAUCCACAACAGCAUCAUCAAGUACUGAGACUACGGCCUCUAAUCCAUCGACGGAAUCCACUACAGCAUCAUCGUCAUCAAGUGCAACGACUUCGGCCUCUUCUUCCUCGACGGAAUCCACAACAGCAUCAUCAAGUACUGAGACUACGGCCUCUAAUCCAUCGACGGAAUCCACUACACCAUCAUCGUCAUCAAGUGCUGCGACUACGGCCUCUUCUUCCUCGACGGAAUCGACUACAGCAUCAUCGUUAUCAAGUGCAGCGACUACAGCCUCUUCUUUCUCGACGGCUUCGACUACAGCAUCAUCGUCAUCAAGUGCUGCGACUACGGCCUCUUCUUCCUCGACGGAAUCCACAACAGCAUCAUCAUCAUCAAGUGCUCCCACUACGGCCUCUACUUCAUCAUCGUCAUCAAGUGCUGCGACUACGGCCUCUUCUUCCUCGACGGAAUCGACUACAGCAUCAUCGUCAUCAACAUCAUCGUCAUCAAGUGCUGCUACUACAACCUCUUCUUCAAGUGCUGCGACUACGGCCUCUUCUUCCUCGACGGAAUCGACUACAGCAUCAUCGUCAUCAAGUGCUGCUACUACGGCCUCUUCUUCCUCGACGACAGCGACUACAGCAUCAUCGUCAUCAAGUGCAGCGACUACAGCCUCUUCUUCUUCGACGGAAUCGACUACAGCAUCAUCGUCAUCAAGUGCAGCGACUACGGCCUCUUCUUCCUCGACGGAAUCGACUACAGCAUCAUCGUCAUCAAGUGCUGCUACUACGGCCUCUUCUUCCUCGACGGAAUCGACUACAGCAUCAUCGUCAUCAAGUGCUGCUACUACGGUCUCUUCUUCCUCGACGGAAUCGACUACAGCAUCAUCGUCAUCAAGUGCAGCGACUACAGCCUCUUCUUCUUCGACGGAAUCGACUACAGCAUCAUCGUCAUCAAGUGCUGCUACUACAACCUCUUCUUCAAGUGCUGCGACUACGGCCUCUUCUUCUUCGACGGAAUCGACUACAGCAUCAUCGUCAUCAAGUGCUGCUACUACGGCCUCUUCUUCCUCGACGGAAUCGACUACAGCAUCAUCGUCAUCAAGUGCAGCGACUACAGCCUCUUCUUCUUCGACGGAAUCGACUACAGCAUCAUCGUCAUCAACAUCAUCGUCAUCAAGUGCUGCUACUACGGCCUCUUCUUCCUCGACGGAAUCGACUACAGCAUCAUCAUUAUCAAGUGCAGCGACUACAGCCUCUUCUUCCUCGACGGCUUCGACUACAGCAUCAUCGUCAUCAAGUGCUGCGACUACGGCCUCUUCUUCCUCGACGGAAUCGACUACAGCAUCAUCGUCAUCAAGUGCAGCGACUACGGCCUCUUCUUCCUCGACGGAAUCGACUACAGCAUCAUCGUCAUCAAGUGCUGCUACUACAGCCUCUUCUUCAAGUGCAGCGACUACGGCCUCUACUUCCUCGACGGAAUCGACUACAGCAUCAUCGUCAUCAAGUGCUGCGACUACAUCUUCUUCUUCCUCGACGGAAUCGACUACAGCAUCAUCGUCAUCAAGUGCAGCGACUAUAGCUUCUUCUUCCUCGACGGCUUCGACUACAGCAUCAUCGUCAUCAAGUGCUGCUACUACGGCCUCUUCUUCCUCGACGGAAUCGACUACAGCAUCAUCGUCAUCAAGUGCUGCUACUACGGCCUCUUCUUCCUCGACGGAAUCGACUACAGCACCAUCGUCAUCAAGUGCUGCGACUACAGCCUCUUCUUCCUCGACGGAAUCGACUACAGCAUCAUCGUCAUCAAGUGCAGCGACUACGGCCUCUUCUUCCUCGACGGAAUCGACUACAGCAUCAUCGUCAUCAACAUCAUCGUCAUCAAGUGCUGCGACUACGGCUUCUUCUUCCUCGACGGCUUCGACUACAGCAUCAUCGUCAUCAAGUGCUGCUACUACGGCCUCUUCUUCCUCGACGGAAUCGACUACAGCAUCAUCCAUCAUCGUCAUCAAGUGCUGCUACUACAGCCUCUUCUUCAAGUGCUGCGACUACGGCCUCUUCUUCCUCGACGGAAUCCACAACAGCAUCAUCAACAUCAUCGUCAUCAAGUGCAGCGACUUCGGCCUCUUCUCCCUCGACGGAAUCGACUACAGCAUCAUCGUCAUCAAGUGCAGCGACUACAGCCUCUUCUUCCUCGACGGCUUCGACUACAGCAUCAUCGUCAUCAAGUGCAGCGACUACAGCUUCUUCUUCCUCGACGGCUUCGACUACAGCAUCAUCGUCAUCAAGUGCUGCUACUACGGCCUCUUCUUCUUCGACGGAAUCGACUACAGCAUCAUCGUCAUCAAGUGCUGCGACUACGGCCUCUUCCUCCUCGACGGAAUCCACAACAGCAUCAUCAUCAUCAAGUGCUCCCACUACGGCCUCAACUUCAUCAUCGUCAUCAAGUGCUGCGACUACGGCCUCUACUCCUUCAACGACUUUGUCAUCUUCUUCUUCCAUUGCAACAACAGCAAUUACGUUAUUGACGACACCUCAUUUUCCAUUGACUUCACCUGGUUCUACUCCGUCUACCCCAGGACGCACUACCACCGCCUCUACAACAUCUGCAAGUUCUGUUACUGUCACAGUUACAAAUCCAGUAACAACUACCUCGCGUCGUCCAGCAGCAGGUUUUGUAUCAUCUAA